AUGACACUUCCACCCACUUCUGGCAUUUACUUCUUUCCCGAAGACGAUGUACCCCCACCCGGCGACCCAAUUUACGACCGGCAACGAGGUCAACCUCCGUUUGUGGGCGGCGUCGGUGUGAACCAGUUCACUGCGAUACCCGGCGGCUAUAGCCACCAACUAGCUGCACACAUGGACCCCAAUUAUCCACUACCGGUAUCACCGAUGCGACAGCAGGUCUUCCUUCCGCUGGUGCAAGUCUCGUACCAAUGUCAAAUCCUCACGACAGCCGCCCGGACAACGCUCACACAAAUAUUCUACCACCCGGGGAACCAACCGAUUUCAAAAGCAACAUACACAUUCCCGCUUUAUGCUAACUGUUCUGUCGUCACUUUUGUUUGCAGAGUGGGUAAAAGUAAGGUUAUCAGCGGUGUCGUCAAGCCGAAGGAAGUUGCGAAACGGGUAUACGAGAGCGCGACUAGAAGCGGGCAAAUUGCGGGGCUGUUGGAGUACAACACCCCGGAUGUUUUCACCACUAGUAUCGGGGGUAUACCCGCUAGCGUAGAGAUUAAG
Messenger RNA from Tuber aestivum (summer truffle), 552 nucleotides. The record is from the annotation of a GenBank genome assembly. NCBI's taxonomy places the organism in Eukaryota, Fungi, Ascomycota, Pezizomycetes, Pezizales, Tuberaceae.